GGUGUAUGAAAGAGAGAGAGAGAUGAUGAGUGACGGCGGAGGAGGAGGAAGCGGCGGAGUUGCAGCAAGAGUGAGUUCAAUCUUCAUAUACCCAAUCAAAUCGUGCCGUGGAAUCUCCCUUUCUCAGGCACCCCUCUCCUCCACUGGAUUUCGAUGGGACCGACAAUGGAUGGUUGUGAAUUCCAAAGGUCGGGCAAUCACCCAAAGAGUUGAUCCAAAGCUUGCGCUAGUUGAAACUGAACUGCCAAACGAGGCUCUCUCUCAGGGCUGGGAACCAAAUGAGCAUUCAUAUCUUAGCCCCCGGCGUUGAGGCACUGCAAGUUCCAUUAAGCAAGCCUUCUCUUGUGACAACUGAUGGGGUUUCAGUGUGGGAAUGGUGUGGCUCUGCAUUUGAUGAGGGUGAUGAAGCAGCACGGUGGUUCUCCAACUAUCUUGGAAAACCCGCUCGGCUCGUGCACUUUAAUGAAGCAUCAGAAACAAGGCCUGUGGAUGCCAAUUACGCCACUGGAUACAAAGUUAAAUUUUGUGAUGGGUAUCCAUUUCUAGUGCUAUCUCAGGGGUCAUUAGAUGCGUUAAAUGCCCUUCUCAAGGACCCAAUUCUGGUGAAUCGUUUUAGACCCAAGUUUGUGCUUUCUGUUCUUUUUUUUAUAAAUUACUUUCUGGUGGAAACCGGAUGCUUUAUUGCAGGUACCCUACCCAUCUCAACCCUAAUGGGAUGGAUUUGAAUGGAUAGUCAUUGGGUAUGAUGCGGGUUCGGGUAGGGUUUAAAUUAUAGUGUAGCACCCUCAUUGAAUUGGACCUAAUUUGAAGUUUUGAUUUUUUGCAUGUCCACAGUAUACUUGUUGAUGGGUGCGAAAAAUAUGCGGAGGAUUUGUGGAAGGAGAUCAUCAUAAACAAGUCCCCCUUCUAUGGUGUUAAAUUAUGCAGUCGCUGCAAGAUACCUACAAUCAAUCAAGAAACAGCAGAAACGGGGAAGGAGCCAACUGUGACACUGAUGCGGUUCCGUUCGGACAAAGUGUUGCUUCCUAACAGGAAACAAAAGGGAAAUGUGUUUUUUGGACAGAACAUGGUUUGUGCCGACUCCCUUCGCGAAGGAGGAGGAAGGAUAAUCAGAGUUGGUGAUCCUGUUUAUGUCAUCAAAGCAGUGCCAUCAUGCACUGAAGCAGCAGCUUGACGAACUCUUCCA
This is a messenger RNA of Cuscuta campestris, 1186 nucleotides long. The record is from the annotation of a GenBank genome assembly. Lineage: Eukaryota; Viridiplantae; Streptophyta; Magnoliopsida; Solanales; Convolvulaceae.